CAACGUGUUUUUAGUAAUAUGUCAACAUUGUAGUGGGAAGCUAAUCAAAUAUAAGAAUGUCGUUUGAAAAUCUAAUGAAAACUCUGCAAGACUGUGUGAUCACCGAGGAUCAAACAGGUGAAAAUGUCAGCCAAACCCUCAAACCUUUAUAUGACAAACUGUCGGAGUCCUCCAGGAGUGGCGUGAAAAGAUAUAAGGAGCGAUGUUUAGAGGAGGGCGUCCAGCUGCUAAGGCAACUAUCAGAGCCUCAGCUUCGUGGUUUGGAUGACAAACAUCUCCUUCUCCUAGUCAGACUCCUCAUAUCCCUGCAGCUACAGAUGGUCAACAUUUCCACAGCCUGUCGUAAAGUGGACCAAAUGUUACAACAUUUGGCGAAGGUGGACCACCAGUUGGUUUUUAGAGAAACCCUUCAUAGGUUCACCUUAAUAGUCCAGAGUGAUCAGAUUUUGUCUUUGGAGGAUUUGCAGAGAGUGUGUAUGUUCUUGGAGGACAGCACAGUUGGUCGUGAGGUGUGGCGGCAGUCAUAUAUGUCCAUGCUAAGUAAAGUGUGUGAGUUAUUCCCUGCUGUAUUGCAACAAGAAUUCCACAGAGAUGGACCUCUCUGUUAUGUUACUGUGAAGGUGUGUUUGCAGAUAUUUCAGUUAUUGUCCAGUGAAGUUGCUCCUCUGGUGUGGGAAGAGAAUCACAGGGGCCAAGCUGUGCAGACAAUCCUGCAGGCGCUUAUGGACAUAAUACUUGGACAGUGCUGCAACAGGGAUACUCGUCUUUUGGCAGGCACUGCCGUGGCCAUGCUGAUUAAUACAGCAUCAGAGAGCAAAGCAGGAGGGGCUGCCGCCUGGAGCCUGUUGCAGGUCUUUCACACAGAGCCCUGGCUGCUGACUGUUGGUGCUCUGCAAGUAAAGUGUGUUCCUGCAAGGAAAGAUGGAGUGGACAGGCUGGCCGUGACCAGGGGCCUCCUGACUUGCUGUCGUCCUCACAUUUUACUCAGUUCCUGCGAUGAUGCUGCACCAACGUGCUUACUGCUGGAAGGUUUGUUUCCUCUGGUGUAUGUGUUGUGUGAAGAGAAGCUAGAUUUUCACUACUUUGUGUUGGAAGUAUUAACACUGUGGCUGAAGAGAGUGAAAGAAUGUGUGGUGGAUCUCUGGAAGAUGACAGCUGCCCGUCUUCUGCCUGACAACAGCAGCCUGCGGCAGCAGCUCAUUCAUGUUAUCUGGACCAACGCAGAAAGCCCAGUGGAAGGGGUGCCUGAAUUUGCAAGCAGUGCCUUUAUUCAGCUGCUGAACCUCUAUGAGAUGGACUGUGAGCAGUUUUGUGAUGCAGAGAAGACAUUUUAUGCUACACUGCUUCAACGAAUAAUGAAACUACCUAGGGAGGCCAAAGCCAAAUAUCAUCACCUUUCUGCCCUGUUGCCAUAUCUGGAUACUAACAUGGUGCUGGAUCAGUACGUUGAAAUACCCAGUCAUCUCCUGAAGUGCUUAUCGACCAACCACCUAUCUCCAUGUGGAUCAGAGCUGUAUAAAUGUCUGAUCCAGCAGCAGAGGAGAGAGCUACAAAAAUCUGCCUCACUCACAGAGCUGGAUCUAGCUGGACACUGGGCGAAGCUUUGGCAGCCUGUCCUUCAUGAAGCUUUGACAUCUGAAGUGACUCUUUUACAGAACAACGGCUCAACACACUUAUUACCCUGCACCCUUCAGGUUUUCCCCUCUUCUGUGGACCAUCUGCUGGCCUCUCUGGAUCCUCAUGUGCCCGGCCACCUCCACGCCUGGGCUUGUAUCUUGAGCUCUUACCGAGCCAUAACUGGUGGCUCUCCGUGGGCUCUUCAGGGUAGCUCCACCUUUGAAACGCUGCAGCUAGCUCUGGGGUCUGCAGAUGACAAAAUCCGUCUUGCUGCCCUUAAUCUGCUCAGCUGCAGCUCAAAGACCAAAGAUAUCCCAACCACAGAGGAGUUGACUAUAAUGAGGAGGUUCAUUCCUCAGAACCUGAACUGUGAGUCCUCGCCGUUUCGUCAGCAUCUUCAGGCUGGAGUGAGGAAAUUUCUGGUUCGUAUCAGAGAUGGCUGCUUAGCACAUAUCAGAGGACCAAAGGGCAAAAAGAAAGGGGAUGCUGCCUACUACCAGAGCUCACAGGAUGUGUUGGAGCAAAGAAUAGGGUUUGUGGAGUGGUUAAGCCAGCUUCCAUACAGCUCUCUGGCACCAGGACACAGUUAUCAGAGAAAGAAGACUGCACUGCUGUUGCUGUCUGCAGUGUUGGAGACCUGCACAGACACCUGGAGCCCUGACAAGAAGAAGGGACAACCUCCAGCAAAUAUAGGAACUCUUAUUAAAUGCGCCAGACAAAGAGGACAGUGGGAUUUCUUCUGUAGGACAAAACAACUGGUCCUUAUCAGCUGUUUAGAAGAUUCUACUAGUGAGAUUCGGGAGCUCUCCGCUGGGUUGUUGUUGAGAUUUUUUCCACCCAGUUUCCCAGCUGAUAUCACUGAAGUGCUAAACCUGAGAUCUAAGCAGCUUCUUUGCAGUCCUCGGGUGCAGGAGGCUCAGAUGGGAGCGCUGAUGAUGAAGGUCCUCCUCCAGAAAUCAGGAGAUCUUCUUGAGGACUGCAAAGUGUACUUUAAAGGCAGCAGUGGAAGGAACUCCAAAUCAUCAUGUGUGGUCACAUGUGUUGUGAAGGAGCUGGAGCAGCAUUAUGAGACCGCCAAAGCAGACAUGAUGUUUGCUGCCAGAACCAAGCCCAUUCAUGGCGUGCUGUGUGCCCUUCAGAGGUGUCUGCUUGAGAUACCGAACAGAGUCUGUGACAUACUGGAUCACCAUGUGAUCACUGAGGUGCUGGACUUGCUGGAGAAUAUAACUCUGCUACUUCUCGCUGUUCUGUAUGGAGACUGCAGUACUUGUAUCACUAAAAAGGACGCCCCACCUUCUUUUUGUGAUAUGGGAAAUGCAAUCAGCUCUCUCAUAUCCCAGGAGUCUGGAGCUGGUCCAGCUGACGGAGAGGAAUGUGUCCUGCUGUCUGAAGAGCACAGCCUUGUUCUCACAUGCUGCUGGGUCUCCCUCAAGGAAACAGGAAUUCUUUUAGGUUCCCUAGUGGAGAAAAUUCUUACAGAAACCAAACAAUCCAGCAAUCAUCUUCUAACUAAACAGGACCUUAUUAGAGCAUCAAAGCUAUUUAAGAAUAUUCUUCUCAAAUGCCGUCACUGGGGGGCAGUGGAGGGUUGCAGUCUGGGCUUUACAAAGUUCUGCGUCUCCCUGUUGAGCAGCAGUGAUCCAGAGCUUAAAGAUAUUCCAGCCCAGAUGCUCAAACAAGGAUUGGAGGUUGUGCAGUGCCCUCGUUCUACAUCGGUGACCCGGCGGGCUGCGGGGUUGCCCCUGUUGAUCCUGUGUGUUGUGUCAGCAGAGGAGGCCAGUAAAGCAAGGCCGCUAUUAACCCUCAGUAUGCAAACCUUACUAGACACAGCCAAAACCCCUCUGGAUGAGAACUGGGAUCAAAAGCUGGAUCUGCCACAGGUGUGUGCAGUUCAUACUCUGCAGGCUCUGGUACGCGGUGCAGGUUUGGGAGUAGCCGUCCUUCGGUUUGCACCUGCUAUAGCCAUCUUGUCACUCACUCUCCUUAGUUCUCCCUCCUGGGCCAUGAGGAAUGCUGCUCUGCAACUUUACAGCUCUCUUUGCUCGCGAAUGCUCGGCCAGCGGUGUAGUAGUGGUGAGGCUGGCCCUACCCAGCUUAGCAUGUCGCCGGCUGCGUUCUUUGUCCACUAUCAUGGGCUCCAGCUCUUCCUCCUGGGUGAACUGAGAGGGGCAGCACAAGACCUCCAGGAUCCAACCAAUAAUGCCAAGCUACACCUCCAGCCAUCACUCUUCCCUAUCCUCACGCUGCUGGCACAACUCCAACCUGGCGUCCAAGACUCAACAGAAACUUUGUUGGACUUCCUGCCUCCCUUACUCCAGCUGUCUGCCAGCCCUAUUUACAGUGUGAGAGUGAUGGCCUCCAAGGCUCUGGUUGCCAUGACUCGCCCCUCAGAGUACAUGAGCAUCCUCAUCAAACUGACUGCUCAACUACCCGGUCCUCAGGAUCGCUGCUGCCACAACCAGCUCCAUGGACAGCUGCUGCAGAUCAAAGCCAUUCUGGAAAGAGCUCUCUGCACAGACAGUGCUUCUGUUGGUAGUGGCCCUUCAGAUGACCUGAGUGAGGUGCUGAGCAGAGUGCAGGCAUCGCUGUGGAUGGCCACUGAAGCUCAGCAUUGUCCCCUAAUAAGAGCGGUUUACAUCAGCGUGGUCGACUCUCUACGAAGACACUACUGUGAGAGCUUCACAUCACAACUCAGUGAUGCACUCAUGCAUGACCUCCAAACACCUCAGCAGAGUCUUCAGGUUGGGCUGUCAUCCUUCCAUCAACGAGCCAUCCGCUUCCUGUGCAUGGAUCUAAAGUGGGCUUGUAAAAUCUGGCACAGCUUCCCUGAAGCGAGCCCUGAUCUGAGACUCUCACUGGUUGCCUGGGUGCUGGAUGGGCAUGGUGUGGAGCAAACUGGUUUGAAAAAAGUCAUCCAAAGGGUGUUGCAGACAAACUUAAAGGAGGCUUUAUUAAGCCACAGUGUGGCGUAUCGCACAACAUACCUUGCAGCCUUGGUUGUAGUGAUGACUGCCGGUAGAACUAUGUUAGCUCAACCUCUUCCACACUCAACCUCACUAGUGGAAAACAUUCUGCCUGACUGUCUGGAUUUGUUGCUGAGGGACCUGGAAGACCAGAGAGGAGGGCCAGACCUCCUCUCCCAGGCUCUUCAUGCUGCUAGUCUGCUUCUUUCCCAGUGCUCAGAUUCCAGUCUAACGAUUGCCAUGCUUCAACGCUGGUGUAGCAUCUUGGAAAACCAACGAGCUCCAGAUGCACCUGAAAUACUCAGAAUGGCGUGUAGUGAAGCUCUUUGUGUUGCUGGAGUUCCUCUUAUGAGCUGCAGCCUGAGGGAGCACAGUCCUCCCCCUGCCAUCAUGAUCCGGCUGAUCAACACAGGCCUUUACUUGCUGCAGGACCAAAGCCAGCAGGUGAGGCUGAAAGCAGCCUGUUUUACCUCUUUGCUCCAUCAUUCAAGAAGAGGAGAGAACCAGAGCAGCGUCUACCUUGUGCAGGUUAACCAGGCUCUGCCCCUCCUCCUGGAUUUGUUGCUGGAGGAAUUCUGGGAUUCUCCUGCCACACUAGAAGUGCUGCUGUCUCAUCUGCCUCCGUCUGAUCUCAGAUCUGUGCUAACAGAAGCCUUGGCAGAAGGCGGGUGCUCCAUCCUGUAUGAGCAGGAUGAGGCGAAUGUGUUUGCAGAGCCCUCUGUCAUGUCUGCACAAGUGCUGCCUUACCUCCUGCAGAUGGCUGAAAAAUCCUUUCAGUCAUCUGCUAUGGCAGAGAGCCUGAAUUCAUGGGCAAAGGAGAAUGCUGCACAGGUGCUGGAUAACCUAACAGUCUGCCAAAAGCUCCACACAGCUGAGACACUGACUCCCUCUUGGCUGGCUCUCCUCAUGGAUUCUCGUUUCCACAGCACUCUGUGUGGCCUCUUGACCAGGGCUACCCUUCUGCUCCGUCUGCUGACAACAUCUACGCGUGUACAAGACAUUUGUAAUCUUUCAUCGAUGCGCACGAGUCUACAAGAUGUUUGUCGACUACUCAGUCAGAAUGGUGUCCACUUACAGUGUGCUUUAACAGCUGCUGUGGCUCGAGAGCUGAUUAUUUGACAGAGCAGGAGAGCUGUUUAUGAACACUCAAAGAGUGCAGCCUUAUGAUGUGACCCAGUAUAAAAUUACCUGUUGAUACUUUAAGAAUGCACAUGACUUACAUGUCUCUCCCUAGUCUUAAAUGAGUAACUCAACUGCUGACACUGCAGCACACGGGCUAAUGAAGUUGCAUAAGAGUCCAGUGGCAGCUAUUACUUGAGUCCAAAAAUUUGUUGUGCAGGAAAAAGACCCUCUGAUUACUGAAAGUCAGAGUAGUAAACAUUUCCUACUAUGACAUGACUUUCUGAAGCUUUAUUCAGUUUUUCAAAGCAAGCUUUAUUAUGCAGAGUUACAGUCACCACAGCAGACCGAGGUCAGCCUCUCUCACCAUCACCCCAAGCAUAGCUCUUUUCUUUUGUUGUAAGGUGUAUUCAGCAGCAACUGCAGCAAGACUCACGCUGAUGCAGUGAUGUAAUGCAACAGCAUCUGGGAAAAAAAACUGUGUGCUUGGUAACCAGCAGGGGAAUAUGCUGUGCAGUUUAAUGUUCCAUUAGAGGCCUUCUGCUUGGAUAAGUGUCCAUUUGACAACCUCAUGAGGAGUGCUGAUGAUUGAGUGGAUCUCAUCGAGAGCAGGUGGUUGCCCUGCAACAGACCACACAGUAGUGCAGUGUUACAUCAUCAGAUCUUCCUCCACUGCUGUUGAUGAAUGGCUCACAGGAUUAGACAAACACUGACAGCAAAGAUAUGCUAUGAUUGGCUGUGUUAGUUUCCUUGUAGUGAUUCAGUUCUUAGUGUAGAGUAGACCAGUGUUAACCAGAACAGUUUUCAGUUAUUUAUUUGUUUUUUGCUUCUAAAUGCACUUGCAUUGUACAUCCAUCAAUUGUUUAACUGUUGAGUAUUUGGAUAAUACCUCAGUGAUGACAAUAAGCUUGUGUUCAUGAUUCAUACAUAAAUCUUCUGCAAUGUGUCUCCAUGACCCACCUAAAGUCCACGCCCAAUGUACAGAGCUCAACAGCAUUAACAUCUGAAGGGAAACCGUUUAUAUCAUAAUAAAAAUUGAGUUGAUGCUAAAUAACGACAGCUGCAGGGCAAAAAAGGUUUUAAAUUUUUGUUUUUUUUCAAUAUGUCUGAAAAUUAAGGUGUCAUUUUACAGUAAGUUGUAUGUGAGUUUAAGGUGAGCAUGACUAAAUUUCCUGAGGGCAAAGUGUUUAUACAAGUGGAAAAUGGCCAUCUGCCUGAAUAUGAGCGUUUGCCAUCGUAACUGAGGGUAUCUGGGCUCUCUGUAAGCCAUCAUCCUGCUACUUAAAUGAUUAACUAUGGCAACAGGGAACAAGGCCAAGUACAGUGGGUACAGCCCUCGCCAUGAGGAGUGUGUGCAUAAAUAUGGACGUUUGUGUUCCAUUUAAAGCAUGAACGUGUGUUUUUUUUUCAUUGUUUUUUCAGGUGUAGUCCUCUGAAUUUAUUGUGUAUUUUGAUCCUGACAACAGUUGAAUGAGAUGAGGAUAAUUGGGGCUUUUUUUCUGCAAAAAUGUGUCUUUCAUGUGAUCAGAGCUUCAAACUGCGGAAGGAAAACUCCACUAUUCAUUCCAAGUAGUGCAUUUGAAGACACUAGCUCUUUAUAUUGCUGGAUUUUGGCUUUUGGUUUAUUUUGUAAUGUAAAAUAAUUGAAAUAUUUUAAUAAAUA
This is a messenger RNA of Melanotaenia boesemani (Boeseman's rainbowfish), 7362 nucleotides long. RefSeq names its product thyroid adenoma-associated protein homolog. Bases 57 to 5699 code for a protein of 1880 amino acids. The record is from RefSeq and is a predicted model, not a curated record. Gene Ontology annotation, cellular component: cytosol. Gene Ontology annotation, biological process: tRNA methylation. Lineage: Eukaryota; Metazoa; Chordata; Actinopteri; Atheriniformes; Melanotaeniidae. The transcript is spliced from 31 exons.